AUGUUUACCAUCUUCAGAAUCAUACUUAUCUUCUUCUCCAUUGCUUGCACUGUGCUCACUGCCUUUGCAGUGACAGGCUCAUUCAAGAAUGAACGGUUUUUGACCAACACCUACUUGGUCAACGUUCAUCUCACUUCUUUAAAUACGUCAGCUCUUAUCAAUAUGGCAGCCUCUGGUGCGAAUAUUCAGAAGAGAGCUACUUCUACCAUUCCACAAGUUGCUGCCGUCUGGCAAUCCGCUCAAAAUGGAGAUAUAUCUGGCGCUGAACUGUCUAUUAUUCAAACCAUUGAUGCUGCAAUUCCUGACAUCAGCUACCGGGAAUUAGGAUUGCCAGAUGUAUACUCAUUCAGUUACUGGGGUUACUGCAGAGGUUAUAUCAUCGGAGACAUAACUGCAUCUAACAAUCACCCUUUCGACAACAACAAAGUCAACUACACUUGGUGCUCUCCAGCACAAGUCGGAUUUCAAUUGAAACCUAUUGAUUUGUUCAAGACAGAAUUGAACAACACACUUAACAACAGAGUCAACGGGCUUCCAGCAGGGAUUCAGACAGCAGCCCUGACUUACAGUAACCAGUUGCAAUUAUUGCUUAACAGCAUCGGGGACGACAACCUUCAAUUGCCCGGCAAUUUGAACGAGAAUAUUGACCGCCUUAACACUGUAACUGUGGUUUCCUUUGGCUUUCUUCUUACAGCCUGUGUUUUGUCUGCCAUAUCAGUAAUUAUCCAGUUAUUGGCAUUCUUCUUUUCGCCCAAUAGUUGUUGUCUUACAUUCUUGAAUUUCCUCUUCCAGGUUCUUGUUUUAAUUGUAGUUUUGGUAGCUUCUGCUACUGCAACGGGGGUCUUUUUCUUUGUUCGGGGCCAAAUAAAUGAUCAUACAAACGAAUUCGGAAUGAAGUCUUUCUUGUCGAUCAACUUCUACGCAUUUGCCUGGUCUGCCGCGGCUGCUGCAUUAUUGGUAGUCCUCUUCGGAUUAUUGGGCCAUUGCUGUGGACUCUUUGGUACGGGCCGUAGAAGAUACAGAGCUGUACAACCUCCAGUUGCUUACGAUCACAAAGAAGACAUGGUCGAAAGUGACAGUGAUUGA
This is a messenger RNA of Scheffersomyces stipitis CBS 6054, 1086 nucleotides long. RefSeq lists its product as uncharacterized. Gene Ontology annotation, biological process: fungal-type cell wall organization. Gene Ontology annotation, cellular component: plasma membrane; cell cortex of cell tip. Lineage: Eukaryota; Fungi; Ascomycota; Pichiomycetes; Serinales; Debaryomycetaceae. The transcript has 2 exons. The record is from RefSeq and is a predicted model, not a curated record. The coding region runs from base 1 to 1086 and encodes 361 amino acids.